Molecule: messenger RNA, 2337 nt
Organism: Trametes versicolor FP-101664 SS1
Lineage: Eukaryota; Fungi; Basidiomycota; Agaricomycetes; Polyporales; Polyporaceae
Exons: 10
Coding region: 1-2337 (778 amino acids)
Biological process (GO): regulation of DNA-templated transcription
Cellular component (GO): nucleus
Molecular function (GO): zinc ion binding; DNA-binding transcription factor activity, RNA polymerase II-specific
Source: RefSeq, a predicted model, not a curated record
AUGCACGAAAGACCACGACGCAGGACACGUCGUGCGCCUUCGACCAUCGCCGACCUAUCUGACUCUCCAGAAUCCGGCUUCAAACGGCCGCGAGUCCACCUCGCGCCAGACCAGCCGCUCACCACCAGCGGCAAGCCGCGCGAACGCGUUUACGUCGCGUGUGUGCAAUGCCGUACUCGCAAGGUCCGCUGUGACGGUGGCAAGCCCGAAUGCCAUAACUGCAGCCGCCGCACAGACCGUACCGGGGGCACAUGCUCGUACGACGCCGCCCCGACCCGGCGUGGCAAGGAUAGGACGCCCGGUGCGCGCAAGCUCGCACCCCUCACGCCCAAGAAGACACGCACCACCCGGUCACGUCUAGAGGAAGAUGCGAAGAGGAAGAAGGUCUCGCGGGAACCUGGGCCUUCGCGGCAUCGAGGACCAAUGGAUAACGACAAGGCGAUGCCCUCCGCAGGGGCGCGUCGUCCUGCGGGCUUAGAACGAGAACUCCCGCACAGGACCCUGCGGGACAUUCCCACCGGAGAUGCGCGCUUCGAGUUCGCUGUAGACUCAGUACUCCGGAAACCUGCGGGUGGCGUGCUCAGACCCGAGUACCAAACCUACAGCACAUAUUCGGGCCGGCGGUUUGCGCUGGCGGAGGAUGAUCCGCACCGGGAAGAUAGUCCUUCGUCCGCUAUUUCGACCGAGCCCAGCAUAGUGUUCACGCGCGAAACCUGGUGGGAUGCCCUCCUCGCGCUCUAUGCCGCGCCCCUCGACAAGCCUGGUGCAAUACCUGCACUGACGCCCGAUCUGCGGGACAGCACGGCCGAACGCGUUGCUAUGGACCUGCGCUUGCUCUUCCAGACCUCCAUCCACUGGUACAGCUUCAUCCACAUCCCGCGCUUCUUCGCGUCGCUGUUCAACCCGACCGCGCGGCGGACGAUCCAGCCCAGUUUGAUCCUCGCCACCCUUGCUCUAGCGACGUUCUCGAAGAGCUCGGAAACGGAGCUGGGAGCGCGAGGCAGGGACAAAGCCCUACGCUUAAUCGAUCAGGCGCAUGCGACUUUCAGCGCGAGCGUGAAUUCGGGGUGGAUCGACGUUGGUCUCGUGCAAGCCGCCUGGAUGCUUGCCGUGUUCGAGAUGCAGGCGCACGCGAAGCUCUGUGCACCGCGCACGCGGGAGGCCAUGGCGAGGUUGGACUCGCUCAUCCACUGCCUCUCCCUUACGAUGCUCGACAUCGACGACCCGCGCACGACGGUCUUCAUGCCGCGCGCCGUGCCCAUCGUUCCAAGCAAUGUGCCCCUCACCAUCCCAGCCUACUCUGCGUAUGACCCCAGCACACCAGUCGCAGGAGCGUCUUCCAGUUCUGAAGGAACAGAUGAGGCCCCCAAAGGAAGGUGGCUCUGCGAGUGCCACACGAGCUCUCUCGGGCACCAGUGGCCACUCGUGAAAAACCUCGCACCCCAGUGGGCGCCGAUGCCGAUGUGGCCGCGGGAGAUUAGCGAGGGCGAGAUGCAAAAGGAGGAGUGCCGCCGGCUGGUGUGGGCGAGCGUGAUGAUUGCUGCGACGCACAGCACAAAAAGCACGGCGGGCACGGACUGGGAACCUCAACACCUCUGGAUCAAGGAUCCGUCGAACUAUGCGUUGCUAUUCCCCGGCGAGAGCGUGGCGCCCCCAGGCACGCUGUCGGUCGCGUCGUCCAAGGACUCGGUAUGGGCGCUGUACAUCCGCACCCUCUUACUCUGGCACAGCUCUCUUCGUAUGAGGAGCGAUGCGCGAAUGUCGAACGCGGACCGUGCACAGUACUCGAUCAGCGUAUGGCUCGAAAUCGAUAACAUCGAGGACACUCUGGAUCGUCAUUCGUGCUCGAUAGAGACAGGGUUUCUGGCGCAAGUGCGGGAGAUUCUCUUCAACACGCGGAUGUGUGUUUCGCAUGAGUUCCAGCGGUACAUCCCGGAAGCUGCGACCACACCUGGUCAGCUGUUUUAUCACGACAAGGCGGAGAGAUGGUUGCUCCGUCAGCUGCAGGUAGCAAACUACCUGACACAAUGCCUGCGCAACCCCAGAAUGGACAUCGAAGGGCACUCGCGUCGGAACUUCCUCAUGUUCUGGUUUAUCUCCCAGAUGAUUCGGGCACUCUCCUUGUACGAAGCCGACCGUACGCUGACGAUCGCGCUUGACGUGGCCCGAGCAUUCUGCCCUGCGACCGAGUAUAUGAUGCGGCUUUGGCCAGGACCCGCGCAACGGAGGGAGUAUGAGCAGGUUCGAGCGCGAAUCGUCCAAACGUGUAUCACCGCGGGUGUAUCUCCUCCCGAACGCGUGGCUCCUGUCGGGGCACCAAGCAUGAGUGCUGUGUGA